AUGCUGGUGUUGCUACGGAGCUGAGUGGCCCUUCAAGAUGAGGUUUUAUUUUGACAUCCUCUUUCUUGGAGGGUGGCUGAGUGGACAGAGGUAUGCGUCUGGAGAUGAAAGUUUCCUCAAGCCUUCCAUCUCAGUGCACCCUAAUAAUGUGGUUGCCCUGGGGGGAAAUGUCAGAAUCCACUGUGAGAGAAGAUACGAGUACCCACAAAUCGAGUUCCAUCUUGAACAAGUUAGACAAGGACAACUCUAUCUUUAUGCCUCCAAGUUGGUAAAAUCAUAUGAAGCUGAAUUUCCCAUUUUAAAGGCCAAGAGAUCAGAUGGAGGGAUCUACAUGUGUGUGUAUCACAAAGAAAGAGAUCCACACAAUGUGUCACCUCGUAGUGAUCCUGCAUAUAUCAAUGUAACAGAUCCCAGCCUCAACAAACCCUCCAUCAAGAUGAAACCCAGAACGCUGCUUGCCCUAGGCAUGAAUGUCACUAUUGAGUGUCAAGGGCCAGAGGCUGAUCUAAUCUAUUCCCUGCACAAAUCCCAGAACUUGGCAGCAACACAAGUGGUAGAGACAGCUGGACACCCAGCCCGUUUCCCUUUGCCCUUGCUGAGGCUGGAGGAUGCAGGGAGCUACACCUGCCAAUAUGCUCACAGAGAGCAGCCAUUUGUCUGGUCAGAGGCAAGUGACCCUGCAGAGCUGAUAUUGAAAGAUCCCAACCUUUCUAAACCUACCAUUGAAGUGAUUCCUAAGGGACAAUAUGAUCCAGGUGUGAAUGUCACUGUCAAGUGCCAGGGGCCAUACAAGGGCCUGAAUUUCUCCCUCUACAAAUCCAAGGAUCGGAUAGCAUAUCUGAGGGCAGAACCAGAGAAAAAUACAGCUGAGUUCCAUUUAAAUGGAGUGAGUCUGGACAAUGAAGGGAAUUACACCUGUCAUUACCCCCACUCAGCAUAUGCCUUUGUCUUGUCAAAGCCAAGCAAUCCUGUAGAGAUCAUUGUGAGAGGUUCACAACCAAAUUCAGACAGACCCAAGACAAUCCUUCUGGCAAGCUGUGUUGGAGGCCUUCUCCUUCUAGUUCUUUUGCUGUUGGUUGCCUUCAUAUUGUACAGAAAGAAGAGAAAAGGCUCCACUGCCAAUGAAAGAAGCCAACCACUGCCAGUUAAUGAAACCAAUACGUUCCUGGAAGCUGAUGCUGAAGAAGACCCCAAUGCAGUCUCCUAUGCUGAACUGAACCACCACCCAUUGAAAAACAAGCAGCCACCCAAUCCUGACGGAGUCUCAGAGUCUUGUGUCUAUGCCUCAGUGGCAAAAAAUGGAACCAGGAAAGGCCAAUAGGCAGGAUUCUUUGGGAUGUGCUUUCUCCUGGAGGCUUGGCAUAUCCCUGAGCUCCGUAGACACACUUCUUAAGACUGGUUCUUACAUGCAAGCCUCAUUUAUUUUCUCUGCAAUCACAAGCAUGGGAAUUUAACCACAUGGAAAAUAUAUUUGGAUCAACUAGAUGGCUACACAUACAUGGCCAAAUCACAGCAAUCUCUGUGGCUACAGAAAACCUAUCCAUAUAAGCCGUUAACGUAUGACUAAAAGAAGUCGUUAUUGUGACUAUUCUUAUAUUUACAGUGGUUACUGCAUCCCAUAGCUAAAAGAACUCUAUUUACCCUUGCCUUUAUUCCAGACACACAUAAGAUAUGGUUUAGGUUGGAUGAUUUAGCCCUCUUCAGGCAUUACAAAUCACCCCGCUGUGGCCAUGUACAGUGGGGCAAAGGGAAAGAAAGUCCUUCCCCCUGUGGAAUCACUCCCCCCUGACUCUUCAGACAAGCCCCAUUGUAAUUGUGAGUGGCAGGGCGCACGAAUGAGUGAUGCGACAGGGGUGGGACUUCCUCUCCCUUCACCCUGCUGUACACAGCUACAGCAGGGCAAAUUUAUAACUAUAAAUUUAUAACUAUAACAUCUGAAGAGGGCUUUUUUUUAAUGUCAACUCUAGACUGCAUCUAACCUAGAAAAGUAUAGAAAUCAGACUGGUUAUUUUCCAAGUCCCUUUUGCUUGGCAGUCUUCAUCCAAAUCAAUACAAGUCCAGGACGAGAUGAAACGCCUCUUCAUUGAAAAAUGAUAUUGCCGUACAUGGAGUAAGGAGAUUGGAAAGUAGCCAAGUGGUAGAUCACGUCUGCUUUGCAUGCAGAAGGCCUCAGGUUCAAUACCUGGCAUCUCAAGGUAGAGUUAGGAAAGACUGCUGGCUGAAGCCCUGGAAAGCCACAGCUGGAGUAAAUAAUGGAACUUAGAUGGGCCAAUGGUCUGACUCAUACUGAAUUAGGGCAGUGGGAUCCCAGAGGUUGGAAAAAUGUCUGUAAAGUGGUCCUAGAAAUGUGUGUGUGUGGGGGGAGGUUGCCUACCAUGUUCCACUGGUCCCCAGCAGUCCAGCAAUGCCACCCAAGAGUCCAGCAAUGCCCCCCAAGAGUCUCAAGUGUCAUUUUGGGUGCAAAAUCACGGAGUUUUUAUUAUUAUCUUUUUUUAAAAGGCACAAAAUGGCAGCUAGAAAUGACCUCCGAGGUAAUUUCCUGCCACCCCCAAUCCACAGAUACGUGAAUUUUAACCCUCCCCACUUUCCCCCCAUGUAUACUGACGUUGGAUGUCAAUUACCUGGCUGCAGAUAUGCAAAACCACCAAUGCUGGAUCAGGGGCGUAGCAAGGUUGGCGUGGGCCCUGGGACAAGAUUUCAAAAUGGGCCCCUUGCUGCCUUCCUCUCCUUCUCCUGAUCCCAUGUCCUAAGCAUGUAGUAGUAGUAGCAGUAGUAACAGUAAUAAUAAACUCAGAAGCAAAUUCAAAUAGCCCUUUUUACACCAAUGACAGCAGAAAAAAGCAGUCCCGUUUGAUCUUCUACUACUACAACAAAUAUGUAUAUAAUAUGGUGGUUUUUCCCCAACAAAAGUUUCCAAAGCGGUUUACAUAGAAUAACACGAAAGAAAGAAAGAUGGAUCCUUGUCCCCAAAGGGCAGAGAUCUUUCUUUCUCUUUCUUUCUUUCUUUCUUUCUUUCUUUCUUUCUUUCUUUCUUUCUUUCUUUCUUCUUAUUUUUCUAGAUCUCUUCUAUGAACUACAUUUAGUGUAUGUCUAUCCACUACAGAAGGAAAAGCCACUAACAGGGCAGCAGAAUUUAAUAUAUGGAGCUACCCCAAUUUUUUAACAUUUAAAAACAAGUCAGCAUUUAAAGGGCUUUUAAAAUGGAGUUUCCUGUGAUGGAGCAAGUGUAUAUAAAUAAGACUUUUGGUGGAGAAAGGAGAAAUGCUUAAUUUCAUUUUAGCCAUUUGUGAAGACACUUUCAAUAAGUUGGGUAUUUUAGUCCAUUACAAGCUUAUUAAAAAGACAAUAUAUGAACUACUGUUACACGCACAAAGCUAAAUAAAAUAUUUAUUAUGAGAGACAUAUUGUGAAAUAACCAUUUUCUCAUAUAUUUGGCUAUUUAAGCCAUUCUGAGAACUUUGUUACUAAAAAAGCAGCACACAGUAUAAAUAUUCUUAAGAGCAUUCCCCCACCCCCUGCCUCUUAUUUUUUUAAAACGUUAAAAACCUUUACUGACUAAAUUCCUCACAAGAAGGUAUAUUGUUGGGCUGUGGGGAGGAUUUUUAUUACACAUUUGUAAUGCAGAGAGAGAGAGACAAAGACAGAGUUUCAAACCAGGGAAGGAUGUGGGGGGAGAACAAAUACAAGCAGACUGGCUUGUCAAAUGCAAGCAUACACACAGUGGCUUAAUGAAGGGCAACAAUAAAACAAAACAGAUAUGGGAUGAGGAAUGGAGAUUUUUGUUUUACUGUGCUUGAGAGAUGAAGUUCACAGUCCCUCCACUUUCCAACUGCUGGGCUGCACUGAGGCUCCCUCCUUGCCUCCUGUGAUUUGCUGAGAGCUGCUAGGGAGAGGGACGGAACUCCUAGGGUUAACCCUUUGCUAGUGCUGAUGAUUUCGCCACUGCUGCUACCACCAAAUCCAAGCUCCCAACCAGUGAGUGCUAAGUUUGCAGGGCGACUCAUGGGCAAGAGGGGCUGACCUUGGGGGCCUGUCUGACCCUGUGGGCCCAGGUGCAACUGCCCUCCCUUGUCCAAUGGACCCUACGCCCAUGGAUCCACAAGUAACAAAGUCUUCCUGUAUAUAAAACAGAAAAUAUAUAAAAACAAGAAGUGAAAGAUUGUGCUAACAGAAGUUUUUCUCUCUAGAAUGUAUAAUGUUUUCUGUGAAGCUAUAAAUGAAUGUCAAACACAGAUGGGAGAGGGUUUUUCAAUAAAAUGUUUUGGAGAAGCA
Molecule: messenger RNA, 4272 nt
Organism: Hemicordylus capensis (graceful crag lizard)
Lineage: Eukaryota; Metazoa; Chordata; Lepidosauria; Squamata; Cordylidae
Product: immunoglobulin superfamily member 1-like
Exons: 8
Coding region: 38-1321 (427 amino acids)
Source: RefSeq, a predicted model, not a curated record